Molecule: messenger RNA, 1980 nt
Organism: Geodia barretti
Lineage: Eukaryota; Metazoa; Porifera; Demospongiae; Tetractinellida; Geodiidae
Source: the annotation of a GenBank genome assembly
AUGGCAAAGAAGGCACCAGCGGUGGGCAUCGACCUGGGGACGACGUACUCGUGCGUCGGCGUCUUCCAGCACGGCAAGGUGGAGAUCAUCGCCAACGACCAGGGGAACAGGACCACUCCGAGCUACGUCGCGUUCACGGACUCGGAGCGACUCAUCGGCGACGCGGCCAAAAACCAGGUCGCCAUGAACCCGACCAACACCGUCUUCGACGCCAAGCGGCUCAUCGGUCGACGAAGCAACGACCCCGUGGUGAGCAGCGACAAGAAACACUGGCCGUUCGAGGUCGUCGACGAGGCGGGGCGUCCCAAAGUCUCCGUCGAGUACAAGGGCGAGAUUAAGUCGUUCUUUGCCGAGGAGAUCUCGUCCAUGGUCCUGGUGAAGAUGAAGGAGACGGCCGAGGCGUACCUGGGAAAGACGGUCACGGACGCGGUCGUUACGGUCCCCGCCUACUUCAACGACUCGCAGCGACAGGCCACGAAGGACGCAGGAACCAUUUCCGGGCUGAACAUCCUCCGAAUCAUCAACGAGCCGACGGCCGCCGCCAUCGCGUACGGACUUGACAAGAAGGUCGGCUCCGAGCAAAACAUUCUCAUUUUCGACCUCGGUGGAGGCACCUUCGAUGUCUCCAUCCUCACAAUCGAGGAGGGAAUAUUCGAGGUGAAAUCGACCGCAGGUGAUACCCACUUGGGUGGCGAGGACUUCGACAACAGAAUGGUGAAUCACUUCAUCCAGGAGUUCAAGCGAAAGUUCAAGAAGGACAUGUCGGGGAACAAGAGAGCCGUCCGCCGGCUGAGAACUGCGUGCGAGCGCGCCAAGCGUACCCUGUCCUCCAUCACGGAGGCAAGCAUCGAGAUCGACUCGCUCUUCGAGGGAAUCGACUUCUACACCAAAAUCACCCGGGCCCGAUUCGAGGAGCUGUGUGCAGACCUGUUCCGUGGCACCCUGGAGCCCGUGGAGAAGGCCCUGCGGGACUCAAAAUUUGACAAGGGACAGAUCCAUGAACUUGUGUUGGUCGGGGGCUCCACCCGAAUCCCUCGCAUCCAGAAGCUCCUCCAAGACUUCUUCAACGGGAAGGAACUGAACAAAUCCAUCAACCCGGACGAGGCCGUGGCAUACGGUGCUGCGAUCCAAGCUGCGAUCCUCUCGGGAGACACCAGCGAGGAAGUCCAGGACCUACUACUCCUCGACGUUACUCCACUCUCCCUCGGUAUCGAGACUGCCGGCGGCGUCAUGACCGCCCUCAUCAAGAGAAACUCCACGAUCCCCAAGAAGGAAACGGAAACAUUCACCACCUAUUCCGACAACCAGCCGGGUGUGCUGAUCCAGGUGUACGAGGGAGAGAGAGCCAUGACGAAGGACAACAACCUCCUCGGGAAAUUCGAACUCACUGGGAUUCCCCCAGCCCCGAGGGGAGUCCCCCAGAUCCAGGUGACCUUCGACAUCGACAGGAACGGGAUCUUGAACGUGUCGGCCGCGGACAAAAGCACGGGCAAAGAGAACAAGAUUACGAUCACCAACGACAAAGGCCGACUCAGUGCGGAUGAAAUCGACAGGAUGGUACGUGAGGCCGAGCAGUACAAGGCAGCCGACGACGCUCAGAGAGAACGUGUAUCUGCAAAGAACCAGCUCGAGAGCUAUGCAUUCCAAAUGAAGAGCACCUUUGAGGAGGACAAGGUGAAGGAGAAGGUCCCGGAGGAAGACCGGGAGAAAGUCAUCAGCAAGUGCAAGGAGGUCAUCGAUUGGCUCGACAAGAACCAGUCGGCAGAGAAGGAAGAGUUUGAGCACCAGCAGAAGGAGCUGGAGGGUAUCUGCACGCCUAUCGUGACCAAGCUCUAUCAGGCGGGUGGAGCUUCAGAGGGUGGUGGCAUGCCAGGAGGAAUGCCUGGAGGGAUGCCUGGAGGGUUCCCUGGUGGCGCUGGACCUGCUUCUGGGGCUGGGUCGGCUGGUGGGAGUGGACCAACCAUCGAGGAGGUCGACUAG